CCCCCGCCGUUGUCCCUGCUUCUAAACGCGGGCGCGGCGAGAGGAAAAGAAGAAGGAGUUGCACCUGAUCCCGAUCCAAAUCCCAUCCCUUUCGUGUUUCUAGCGGUGACGUUUGAGGGUUCGAUCAACGAG
This is a messenger RNA of Linum tenue, 132 nucleotides long. NCBI's taxonomy places the organism in Eukaryota, Viridiplantae, Streptophyta, Magnoliopsida, Malpighiales, Linaceae. The record is from the annotation of a GenBank genome assembly.